CUAAAAUAUAUAAAUACUGUGUCAUUAAACUCAUGAGCAAGCAAAAUCAACGCUCCACCUGCUGCUGUCGUCUUCAACCCAGUACCAGAUGAAUCGAAAAGAUCGUAGCCGUUCGUUUCAUAGAUUUUCCUGGCAGAACCAUGGCAAUAGCAACUGCAAAUCAAAGGCCAAGACAAAUUCUCUUCUUUUCUUUCUAUGUUUCGUUGUCUCGAUGUCAACGGCGCAAAGCCAAGUUACGUCAGCUCCGCCGCCUCCACCGAUCAAUCCCUAUGGGCCGGUUGGACACAGAUUCAACCCGUCGAUGGCGAUUAUCAUGGUGGUUUUGGUGACGGUGUUUUUCUUCAUGGGAUUCUUUUCGGUUUACAUCAGGCAGUGCGCCGAGAGGAGAAGUCAAGGCGGGAACUGGGACUGGGACGGCGCCGUGAAUUUCGGGCGGCGGUCGAGGAGAUCGAUACGUGGACUCGAUCCCUCGGUGAUCGAGUCUUUCCCGACGUUCCUUUACUCAACUGUCAAAGGAUUCAAAAUCGGGAAAGACACGCUUGAGUGCGCCGUUUGCUUAAACGAGUUCGAGGACGACGAAACGCUGCGUAUGAUUCCGACAUGUAGCCACGUGUUCCAUCCUGGUUGCAUUGACGCUUGGCUCUCUUCUCAUUCCACGUGCCCCGUUUGCCGCUCAAAUUUGGUUUCCAACCCAGACGAGACGGUGAUCACCUGCGCCGCCGUGGUCCAAGUAAACGAUUCGGACUCCGAACACGAAACCCGACCCGAAAACACUAACCCAAUCGAUCAACCCAGUCACGUAGACGUUGUUAAUCAGAUAACGGACACAGAAUCGCCGGAUGUUAAUCAGGUUGCAAAGCAGCAAAGGUCACGGUCGACGGGGUGGAGGUUAACCUUGUUGUUUCCACGGUCUCACUCGACGGGUCACUCGUUGGUUCAAACGACGGAGAACCGCGAGAGGUUUACACUACGGUUGCCGGAGGAUGUACGGAGCCAGCUGAUGAACUCUAGUUUGAGCCGUAUUAAAAGUUGCGAGUCGCUCCCCCGAGCGAGGAGUUUGAAGCGGGGUUAUAGGAGUAGGAGUUUAGGCAGGAAUUAUUAUAAUUACGAGAGGUUCGAUCAGCGGGGGUUCACUACGACUCCUCCGUUUUUUUCAAGGUUCGGGUCGAUCCGGUCACCAAAACCGGUGGUUGGUGGAUGCGAUGAGGGGUCGGCUACUCCGUCCAGGAGUUUGACAAAAUCUAUUAAAUCGUCAUUUGAUCGUUUGCUCAUAGGAGGGUCAGGGGAGGAGAACGUAGGCGACCGAUCGUUGGACCGGCUACGGUCUGAAAGUCAAGUUUAGACGUUGGGUGGUUCACCGGGUUUUUGUUCUUUCGGAUUUGAG
This is a messenger RNA of Hibiscus syriacus, 1384 nucleotides long. Its product is annotated as RING-H2 finger protein ATL11-like. The transcript has a single exon. Lineage: Eukaryota; Viridiplantae; Streptophyta; Magnoliopsida; Malvales; Malvaceae. Bases 89 to 1342 code for a protein of 417 amino acids. The record is from RefSeq and is a predicted model, not a curated record.